UGCUCUCUGGUUGCUAUGAGAACAGCAGCACUGCACCAUUCAUCUGCUGGAGACCUGGGCUCCCUGCUCCUGUAGAGAGAGUGCACCUCUCACAUCCAUACAUAACACAGUGAGCGCUAAUGCAGUCACACAGCCAAACGGGGAGCUCACCUUUCUCUAAACACGCAGGAAAUUUCACUUGUUGUUUUUUCUCUUCUUUUUUUUUUUUUUUUUUUUUACCUCAGAUUUGUUUAGCAGUAGUGAAGAUUUUUUUUUUUGUCACUUGACAGCUUUGGUACAUGCUCCACUAGCGGAGUUGUCACCUCCAUGCCUCCCUCUUUCCCCAGUGGCACGGUUACUGCUGCACUUUUCCUUUCUCUUCAUCCUUUCUUCCUUCCCUCCUCCUUCUCCUCCUCCUCCUCUCGCUCCUCCCGUCACUGCCAAAGCUGCCCGGCUCCGUAUCAUUUCCUGCGCCUGAGCUUGAGCGGGCAGCAUCGCCACUGAAACCUGUGGAGAUUUCUUCAGAGGGGAGACAAGUGGAAGCGAGAGGGAGAGCCUCCUCUCCCCCUUCUGCUCAUCCUCCACGCUGCCUCACAGCAGCUGCCUUUUUUUUUUUUUUUCCUCCUCCUGAUCUCUUCCAUCAUUUCUCCCCUCCCUGUUUUUGAUGAACUGGUCAUCGCUCGGGGAGGAAGGAUUGCUCGUGCCGCUGGAAGGAGGGGACCUGGUGCCGUACUCGAGCCUUCAGGAAUGCGAGGUCUGGUUUGAAAAUGCCCCUCUGCGGAAAGCAAAGUUUGUGGAGAGCCCUCGCAUUCCACAAUCAGAGCUUGGCUCCCCUACACACACCUCUGCUACUGCCAAGAAUACAGACCUGGACACAUACUGCCCUGGGGAGUCAAGCCAUGAGCUGGGGCCCCCUCCGUCCGUGGAUGAGGCAGCCAACACAUUGAUGACGCGGCUGGGUUUCCUUCUGGGAGACAAAGUGAGUGAGGGGCCAGCUGGUACGCAGUACAGCAUGGAGGAACCCGAGGCGAGACAGGGCCAGAACCAGAGGAUCAGCCCCUGCUCCACCCUGACCAGCAGCACUGCCUCUCCGCCUGCAGGCAGCCCCUGCUCCACCCUCCCCAUGGCCAUGCCGGGCCAGGCCGGCAACAAGGACUGUGCCUACGGUUCUGUCACCAGCCCCACCUCAACACUGGAGAGCAGAGACAGUGGGAUUAUAGCUACUCUGACGAGCUACUCGGAGAACAUGGAGCGAGGCGGCAAAUACAGCGAGGGCUCGCGAGGGAACCUGAAGCUGUGGCAGUCCCAGAAAUCAGGCAUGGACUCGUUCCUGUACAGGGUGGAUGAAAACAUGACCGCCUCCACCUUCAGCCUGAAUAAAAUCCCUGAGCGCAACCUGGAGAGCAUGUCCUCCCAUUCUGCCCACUCCAUCCCUUUGUACCUCAUGCCCCGUCCCAAUUCUGUGGCCGCUACAAGUUCGGCCCACCUGGAGGACCUGGCGUACCUGGAUGAUCAGAGGCACACUCCGUUACGCACCUCGCUGCGCAUGCCAAGGCAGAGCACCACCUGCGGGCCGGGUCGCUCCGGGCAGGACCUGAGAGCUUCUGCAAAUAACACCCAUGCCUGGCAAUCUCAGUCACUGCGUUUUGCACCUUAUCGGCCUCAGGACAUCGCUCUCAAACCUCUGCUGUUCGAAGUGCCCAGCAUCACCAUGGACUCCGUCUUCACGGGACGCGAGUGGCUCUUCCAGGAGAUUGACGCCCACCUCAACAAUCCCAACGGCGGCGGCAACCACGGUGUCGUGAUCGUGGGCAACAUCGGCUUCGGCAAGACGGCGAUCAUCUCCCGGCUGGUGGCGCUGAGCUGCCACGGCACCCGCAUGAGGCAGAUCGCCUCGGACAGCCCGCAGGCCUCACCCAAACAUGGAGAGGGGCUCCCUCUCACGCAGCCCCAACCCACGCACGGCACCCUAGGAGGAGGCAGCUGUCCUGGAACCCCUGAGAUGAGGCGACGUCAGGAAGAGUCCAUGAGGAGGCUGGCGUCACAAGUGGUGGCCUAUCACUACUGCCAGGCAGAUAACGCCUACACCUGCCUGGUGCCGGAGUUUGUGCACAACGUCGCGGCCUUGUUGUGCCGCUCGCCGCACCUGGUCGCCUACAGGGAGCAGCUUCUGAGGGAACCACACCUGCAGAGUGUCCUGAGUCUGCGCUCCUGCGUCCAGGACCCCCUGGCUUCCUUCAGAAGGGGGGUCCUGGAGCCCCUGGACGCACUUUACAAAGAGAGAAAAAUCAGCUCUGAGGAGGACCUCAUUAUCCUCAUCGACGGCCUCAACGAGGCCGAGUUCCACAAGCCGGACUACGGAGACACCGUUGUUUCCUUCCUCACCAAAACCAUUCACAAGUUCCCUCCCUGGCUCAAACUAGUGGUGACGGUCAGAACGACGCUACAGGAGAUCACCAACGCGCUGCCGUUUCACCGCAUCUCCCUGGACAGCCUGGAGGAGAACGACGCCAUAGACCAGGACCUGCAGGGCUACAUCCUGCACCGCAUCCACAGCAGCCCCGAAAUUCAGAACAACAUUUCGCUUAACGGCAAGAUGGACAACACCACCUUUGGCAAGCUCAGCGGCCACCUGAAGGCCCUGAGCCAGGGGUCCUACCUGUACCUCAAGCUCACCUUUGACCUCAUUGAGAAGGGCUACCUUGUUCUCAAAAGUUCCAGCUAUAAGGUGGUUCCGGUAAACCUGGCGGAGGUGUACCUGCUGCAGUGCAACAUGCGUUUCCCCACGCAGUCGUCGUUCGAGCGGGCGCUUCCCCUCCUCAACGUGGCCGUGGCGUCGCUCCAUCCGCUGACGGACGAGCAGAUAUACCAGGCCAUCAACGCCGGUUCGCUGCAGGGCACGCUGGACUGGGAAGACUUUCAGCAGCGCGUCGACAACCUGUCAGUCUUCCUCGUGAAGAGGAGGGACGGUACCAGGAUGUUUGUUCACCCUUCCUUCAGGGAGUGGCUGAUCUGGAGAGAAGAGGGAGAAAAGACAAAGUUCCUCUGCGACCCGAGGAGCGGACACACCCUGCUGGCCUUCUGGUUCUCUCGCCUGCAGAACAAGCUGAACAGACAGCAGACCAUCGAGCUGGGCCAUCACAUCCUCAAAGCGCAUAUCUUCAAGGGUCUCAGCAAGAAAGUUGGCGUCUCGUCGUCCAUCUUGCAAGGUCUGUGGAUAUCUUACAGCACAGAGGGUCUUUCUGCGGCGCUCUCAUCGCUCAGAAAUCUCUACACUCCCAACAUCAAGGUGAGUCGGCUUCUGAUGCUGGGCGGUGCCAACGUGAACUACCGCACGGAGGUGCUGAAUAACGCCCCCAUCCUCUGCGUCCACUCCCAUUUGGGCUACAUGGACAUGGUGGCUCUGCUGCUCGAGUUUGGUGCCUUUGUGGACGCCCAGUCUGAAAACGGCCUCACACCGCUUGCCUACGCCGCUGCCGGCGGACACAUGGCCAUCGUCACUGCACUUUGUCGCAAGAGAGCAAAGGUGGACCAUCUGGACAAGAACGGCCAAUGCGCCCUGGUUCAUGCGGCCUUGAGGGGCCACAUGGAGGUGGUGAAGUUCCUCAUCCAGAGUGACUGGAACGUGGGCUCACAGCAGCAGCAGCAACAGUCACCACAGGCGCAGCAGCAGGCAGCCUUCACCAAGAGCCAAGCGGUCCAGCAGGCACUGGUUGCUGCAGCCAGCAUGGGCUACACAGAGAUUGUUUCCUACCUGCUGGACCUGCCAGAGAAAGAUGAAGAGGAAGUGGAGCGUGCUCAGAUCAAUAACUUUGACUCCCUGUGGGGAGAGACAGCUCUGACGGCAGCCUCGGGUCGCGGGAAGCUGGAGGUUUGCCGCCUCUUACUGGAGCAGGGCGCCGCCGUGGCUCAACCCAACAGACGAGGCAUUGUUCCACUCUUCAGCGCCGUCAGACACGGACACUGGCAGAUUGUAGACCUCCUUCUCACUCAUGGAGCCGACAUCAACAUGGCUGAUAAGCAGGGCCGCACGCCUCUGAUGAUGGCCGCCUCAGAGGGACAUCUGGGAACGGUUGAGUUUUUACUCUCCCAAGGAGCUUCUCUGCCUCUGAUGGAUAAGGAGGGUCUGACUGCACUGAGUUGGGCCUGUCUGAAAGGACAUCUGCCCGUGGUCCGCUACCUAGUGGAGAGCGGCUCUGCCACUGACCACGCAGACAAGAACGGACGCACGCCCCUCGACCUAGCAGCCUUCUACGGCGACUCUGACGUGGUCCAGUUCUUGGUCGACCAUGGGGCCAUGAUAGAGCACGUCGACUACAGCGGCAUGCGGCCUCUGGACCGAGCAGUGGGCUGCAGAAACACGUCGGUGGUGGUGGCCCUGCUCAAGAAAGGAGCCAAGAUUGGAUGUCAGACGCUGCCCAGUCGGCCCCGAGGUCCAGCCACGUGGGCCAUGGCCACCUCAAAACCUGACAUCAUGAUCAUCUUACUCAGCAAGCUCAUUGAGGAGGGGGACAGCUUCUACAAGAAGGGGAAGGUGAAGGAGGCUACUCAACGUUACCAGUACGCUCUGAAAAAGUUUCCACGUGAAGGCUUUAGUGAGGACCUCAAGACAUUCAGGGAACUCAAAGUAUCACUGUUCCUCAACCUGUCCCGAUGUCGGAGGAAAAUGAAUGACUUUGGGAUGGCUGAGGAAUUUGCUACCAAGGCACUUGAACUGAAACCAAAAUCGUAUGAGGCCUAUUAUGCCAGAGCACGUGCCAAACGUAGCAGCAGACAAUUUCCUGAAGCCUUAGAGGACCUAAAUGAAGCCAUAAAACUAUGUCCAAAUAACAGAGAAAUCCAGCGACUCCUCCAGAGGGUGGAGGAGGAAUGUCAUCAGCUCUACCAGGAAGAACACCAGCAGCAGGACAUGGAGUUGGAGCCUCCACCCUCACCUCCCCCAACACCCCCUCCAGAGGAGGAGGAGUCCUUGUCCCUGUCCAUGCCUCUUCCCCCUCCACCUGAGCCCCGCCUGGAGGACAUGGAGCCUGUCCAAGACCUGUUUGAGGAUGAGGACUACUUAGAGCAGGAGCUGGAGGCAAUGUCUUUGGCACUACCACCUCCAGAAUCUCUCACCAAUCCGUCAAGUCUUCCCAUCAUACAAAGCCCACCUCUCUCCCCCACACACCCGGAUCAGAUUUAUUUAACUGGGGGCUCACCCAUGGGCCAGCCUUAUGAAUACCUCCCAACCUCCUCCUCUAUGUCCUCCCCAACUCGAGGUUCAUAUCAGCCCCCAUCGCCCUCUCUCUCUCCGACUCAUCAAAACUCCCACUACCGACACAGCCCUCCUCACACUUCCCCAGUGCACCAACAGUCCUACCGAUUCAGCCCACCUCCGAUGGGCAGUGGGGGUCAGGGGAUGGAUCACCAGAGCCCACCGCCUUCUCCUUUACGUCGGGCUGCUCAGUACAGAGCUAGUCCACCGUUGGAAACCGUGUGCUUGUACAGAUCGCAAUCUGGGUCUCCGGUGCGAUACCAGACGGAGCAGCUCCCUGGACGACCCAAAUCUCCCCUGUCCAAGAUGAGCAGCCAGCGUUCAUUCCAGCUGACCUCACAGCCGUCAAUAUCCUCCCAGCAUCACCAAGCCCAAGGUCUUCGCCUCCAACCCUCUAUCGCCCAAAUCGUCCGCACAAACCAGCCCAACGUCUUGGGCAACAGCUUUAGCGGUCCAAUGGGCCACUCCAUUGGCGGUCGCUAUCAGGGGGGCUCAGUGGAUGUGGAGAGCCGCCUGGUGUACCAGCCGUCCCUGGAUGGGCGGUCCAUGCCCCAGGUCCAGGCCAGCCUCAGCUCUGGGGCCCUCUGUCAGCACGGCGGCCGAGGAGGGGUCAUGGAGUCAAACCUGUUGAAAGAUGAGCUACCCCAGCGCCCCUCCUCUGCCUACCGCGCCAGCAGCGGGGGACCAGGGGGCAUCCGUUACAGCCAGACACCUCAGAUAAGCCGCAGCCAGUCUGCAGCCUACUACCCAGUCUCUGAACACGUACUGGAGCGUGCAAACGCCAUGCCUCCCUGUCAGCUGGGCUCUCCUGAGAUCCCCCACAUGGUGAGACGUCCCGUGAGUGCCAAUACUACUGAGAUGAAGCAGCACGUGCCCACCCCCAGGCCUCUCAUCCAUUCUCAGAGUGUAGGCCUGCGAUUCUCCCCCUCUAGCAACAACAUCUCGGCUGGGUCUACUUCCAACAUAGCUCAGGCCUUUAGGCCCUCCGCGUCUAUUCAGCAGAUGGAGAUUCCCUUGCAAGCCACAUACGAGCGCACCUGUGAUGACAUCUCCCCGAUCUCUCCCUCUCAGAGCGGCGGUCUGUAUCAGGGCGAAACCACCCGCUCCAGGAAUACGCCUUUCAUGGGGAUCAUAGACAAGACCGCUCGGACUCAACAGUACCUGCAUCAGCCCGGACGGUCCAGGCCCAUGACCUCCAUGGAUUCUGCUAUUAGCCCAACCUCCCCUGGGCAGCUAGUCCAGCAGGGCUCCACCUACAGUCCCCCGGCAUCUCUGGGUAACAUCGCCUACUACAACAAGACCAACAAUGCCCAAAAUGGACACCUGUUGGAGGAGGACUACUACUCCCAGACGCAGCCCUCCUCAUUGGGAAAGCUGGCCAACGGAUCCCGGGGCACUGGUGAUAUUCUGGAACGGGUCAGCCAGGUGCCCACCUACCCCGACGUGAAGGUGGCGAGGACUCUGCCAGUGGCACAGGCCUACCAGGACAACAUGUACCGCCAGCUGUCACGUGACUCCCGGACCCAAGGCCCUACAUCCCCCAUCAAACCAAAGAGACCAUUUGUGGAGUCGAAUGUGUGAGUGGGCAGUUUGGACUUUGGUGUGUCAGUAGAAGUGARGGUGGAAGAAUAUUUAUCUAAAAAAAAAAACACAAACAAAAAAAAUGUGACAUGUGAUCUGUGUAUGUGUCAUGGACAAACUCAUGCAAAAGAACUCUUAAAGAGACACAACUCCAGUCAAAGAGAGAAAACCACAUUUAGGCUUUUAGACGCAAUCCUAUAUGAAAAAAAAAAAAACAUAACUGAUACUGAAAUGAUCAUUUCAUCGUCAUCAUCAUAAUCUGCACACAGGCCGAACAACAGAAAGUUUCUGAGUUCUCAUUUCAUUCUUUGACCAGUGCACUUCCAAGACUUAGAGUGGCACAACGCGACCACAAGUAACCACCCCAGAUGGGACGGAAAGAGUGACCGUGCUCCUCCUCAUCAGACUCUGCUCGUGGACUCUCUGCUCAUCUUCUGUUCUUUCAAAGUGUGCUCUUAACCAAGAUUGCUGUGUAGGCUCUAUUCUAUGUACUACAAUAUUAUCUGUUCAAUACUGUACAUUGCUCUGAAAAAGCAAGAGGUUCUACGACUCAGUACUUAGAGAAAAAUGACAAUAUUUAUAAUUAAGUUAUAUAUUGUACAUAGAAAAUAAAACAAAGAAUAGUUUGCAUUUUAAAGUUUAUUCUGUUAGCCCUGCUACUGUGUCACACUGCUAGUCGUGUGGAGGUGGAAAAAUUGACCAAUGACAAAUGAGGGACAGACAAGCUUUGAUACAUUGUUGUUUGGAAAGAUGCAAGCAACUGCUUAAAAUCGCAAACUGCUUAUGAUUGAAGUUGUCGAUUUAUUCUUUGUGGAGGGGCUUAAAUUGAUCAGAUGUAGACCGCAUGUUUUACAUUUCUGCUUCUUUCUUUUUUUUUUUUUUUUCAAACGCAAAAGAAACAAAACAAAGGAUUGGUAAUAUUUCCCAAAAUGAAACUUUAUUACAACAGGUUGAUAAUUAAAAUGGUCAGGCUGCAACUUCUGUGUGGAUUUAUGCAUGCUAAAAACAAACAGGAAAAAAAAUCUACAUUUUAUCUUUUACUUGGCAACAUAUCUGUUACAACGGGUUUAGAAACGUAUACUCAGUCCUAUAUGACUGUUUGGUUAUUGUGACGUUAAAAAAGUAGCCCAUUUUCAAAGCUUUUGCAUAACGAAAUUAAAAACAAUAUAUUUUAGGGACAAAUUGUUUAAUAAAAAGGUGCAAUAACCUAAAUAACCUGGUGGCAUAUGUGUGAACACCUUUAAAGUAAUUCUUUGAGAAUCUGUUUUUUGUUUUGUUUGUUUUUUUAUGACUGCAUAGUGUUCAGCAUUCUUGGCAUUAGUCCAUUCUAAAAGUUCUCUAAAUCCGUCAGAUUGUGAGGACAUCCCUUGUCCACUGCUCUCUUCAGAUUUUAUGUCUGAUUUAGUUCUGGAUUCUGGCUCAGCCGGUCCUUAAGAGAAGCAACACCCUAGCAAAGGAUGUGGUCCAAAAGCUGAAGUUUUUUGUUUUUUUUCCCCCAUUAAUCUACAAUGUUUUGCUGCUGGCUUUAAUGUUUAAAGUCAUCUCUUGAUUUUACCUUUUUUUUCAGACUGGAAGUAGUAACAUUUUGGAGUGGCCAGAAUCCCAACUUGAAUCUAAUGGAUUGAGCUAAGUAUUAGGGUGAUUGCAAAGAGAACUUUCCUUACUCAUCACCAAAGAUAAACCAUGAAAAUGUCAGUGGAAACAUGCAAAAAGCUGCUGAGCAAUUAUAAAAAGACUUUAUUUGCUUUAAUGCCAAUGAAAAGUUUUCCCUUGCCUUGUUUUCCAUUUUGGAGUAAAACGUAAAUACCUUUAGAUGGUUGUUUCCCCAAGAUGAUACUCGGUUUAAGUUUUUUCUGCCAGGUUUAGGGAUACCUUUGUACAGUGAGAUCCCUUUAUAGAUUAGCUAAAGGAUCCAAAUGUUAAACAAAUUCAAUAUAAUUGAUUGUUGUAGUGAAUUUCAAUAACACUGAAUGCUGAAAUUGAAGAGUCCAAGGAAGCAUUUGUCUAAAGCUGAACACACUUAUGCCACCAGGAUUUAUUGAUUUUAGUUUUUUUUUUAUUAUUAUUAUUUUCAAACAGAUUAGCUUAUUUUUCUGUUCAGUAGAGAAACGUUUUGAAAAGAGACAUUUUUUUAACGUAAUUAAAAACCAGACUUUUCUAAAGAGUCACUGUAGAUCCACUGUCCAUAGAGCCAUUUGGCUGCAGUAUGUUGGUUAUUCGUUAUUAAUUAGUGGCUCCAGUUGUUGGAAUUACAGAACAGAGAUCUGCUUUGAUUGCAAUACAGCGGUUUUGCCUAAGUUAACGAUGAGUAAUUAACUGGAAGUGUAAUAUUGAAAGUACAAUUGAAGUUUGGUUCUGUCCCUCCUUCGAAAUAGUGACAGGUUAGUGCUCAAAGGUUACAAGCAAGCAAAUGCAUCUCCCCACCACCCCUCCUCCUCACCAGCUCCUGGUAAACAUUUCUCCCUCUUCUACUUUAUUUUCAUGAUUUUUUUAUUUAUUUUUUCCCCCCAGCCAGUUCUGCCCUCUGAAUGCGUCUUACAUUUUGAACUAAGGGUGCACUUUAUAUAUUUUAUCUACUUGGGUUGUUGCUGCGCUUGGUGAAUUUGGAGAGCAUGGGUGUGCGUCCGAUGCGGCCAGACUGUCAGAGAUUCCAUUACUGUAUAAUUUUUCAGCUUGGUGGUGAGUGACGGUAUGAGGAGAGAACGACGUUUUUAAAAACUGGCGAAGAUGUAUAGACUUUCUAGCACAAGCUGUAUAUAGUGGUUUAGAUACUGCGCUCGAUCCGGCUCGGAUUUGUGGGUUUGUUUGUUUUUUUUUGUGUUUUGUUUUAAAGGCCAAAUCAUGUUUCACCUUGUUCCAAAAAAA
Messenger RNA from Poecilia reticulata (guppy), 9679 nucleotides. It is a transcript of the gene tanc2b, whose product is annotated as tetratricopeptide repeat, ankyrin repeat and coiled-coil containing 2b. Gene Ontology annotation, biological process: regulation of dendritic spine morphogenesis. Gene Ontology annotation, molecular function: protein binding. NCBI's taxonomy places the organism in Eukaryota, Metazoa, Chordata, Actinopteri, Cyprinodontiformes, Poeciliidae. The record is from RefSeq and is a predicted model, not a curated record. Gene Ontology annotation, cellular component: dendritic spine.